Messenger RNA from Chelonoidis abingdonii (Abingdon island giant tortoise), 1611 nucleotides. The record is from RefSeq and is a predicted model, not a curated record. NCBI's taxonomy places the organism in Eukaryota, Metazoa, Chordata, Testudines, Testudinidae.
CACCUUGGACAUCCCAGGACUAUGCUGCAGAUUCUGAGCCGGAUCCUUUGUUGGUGAAAACUAGCACAGCUCCAUUUACUUCAAGGUACACAGAUUUCCUCCAGCCCUCUCCCUAUAGGCAGUGUUCCUUGAAGUGCUUCUUGCCACUGAAAUGUCAGCUCUUCUUUGAGAAUGGAGGGGAGCAAGGGAGACAUGUCUUACCUCAUCUAUUAGGUACCUUACAUGUCACCAAAAAGGUGGUUAAAGAGGAUCCAGGAAUUUCAACAAACACGUCCCCCCAGAACCACAGGAUCACAUCCCAGGCCCAUCCAUGAGGCACCAGCAACAGUGACAGACAUAUUGGGAGUCUCCAUGUAUCCCGUGCAAGCUGCUUAGCUCCCAUGAACAGCCGCUGAGGGCUAGAUACAGGGAGCUGCUCAGUGCCUACAGCUCCUGUUACACAGGGAAAUGGCUCCAUGAUAAUGCUAACUGGGAAUGUUCUACCCAUCUGCGGCUCAGCAGUAGCAUGGGGAGGGAGGGUCAAUGAAGUGCUUCCUGACACAGACCUCCCACCAUGCCUCCAGCCCUGCAGAUGGCUUUGGAACAGAAAGUCUUUGGUCAGCACCUCGCCACCCAGGUGGUUCUGAAAGCACUGAGCGCGCACUCCAGAGACAAACAGCCCAGGAAGCCCCUGGUGAUGUCCUUCCAUGGCUGGACUGGCACUGGCAAGACCUUUGUCAGCAAGAUCAUUGCACGGAACCUGUACCAGCGUCACGAAGCAAGGAGGAGGUUCGUCCAUCAGUAUGACGCAGUCUUGCAUUUCCCACACGCUGAACAUAUAAAGCAGUAUAAGAAGCAGCUGCAAAACUGGAUUCGAGGGAAUGUCAGCAUCUGCCCGAGGUCGCUUUUCAUUUUCUCUGAAAUGGACCAGAUGCCGCAUGGUCUGAUUGACUCCAUCAUGCCGUACCUCAGUCAUCGCGAGGCUAUCAAUGGCGUCUACUACGGCAAGGCCAUCUUCCUCUUCCUGAAUAAUGCAGGAGGGGAUAAGAUAAUAGAGGUGGCGCUCGAUCACUGGAGGAGGCAGAAGGGAAGAGAAGAAAUUCCCCUGACGGACCUGCAGUCUAUGUUAUCUGCCGAGAUUUUCAAUAACAGGAACAGUGGUUUUUGGAAGAGCAAGCUGAUCCAGAACAACCUGGUGGAUUAUUUCAUCCCUUUCUUGCCCCUGGAAUAUAAACAUGUGAAAGAGUGCAUCCAAGAGGAGUUGCGCUACCAAGGCCACCAAGAAGAUGAAGACCUCAUCAUAAAGAUUGCCUUAGCAAUGUCCGACUAUCCCAGUGAAGAUAGAAUCUACUCUAGCAAAGGUUGCAAAACUGUGGCCUCAAAGGUGAACCUGGCUACCUAGAAAGGCCAAGUGCUCAAGGACAAGGAGGAAAAGAAAGCAAGUCUCUCUCUCCUUCUCCCACCAGCAUCUUCUCAGACUAUAAGCUUGUUGGGGCAGGGAACUUCCCUUUAAUAUACCUAAAGCCUGUGGCACACUGGGACUGGAGAGAGAAGAUAACUUCCUCAUCUCAACAUAAUACAGUACAUCCUUUCCCUACCUUCAAAACAUGCUGCUGUAAAUAAAACAACAUU